GCCUUUUACGGCGUCGUAAAGCAGCUCGUCCGAGCUGACGGCUGCAGUUCCCGGUGAGACCCCCCAGCCGCCCGCGCCCCCUACCCGCGCCGGGCGGUGUCUGCUCCGACCUCUCCCCGCGGGCCUAUAGGUCCUGGGCCAGGAUUUCGGCGUCCACGAUCCCCGGACCGCCCGCUCCGGCCCACCCAGGGGACCGCAAGGAGGGGCAGCGGCGGCAUGGAGGCGCGCUUCACGCGCGGGAAGUCAGCACUGCUGGAGCGCGCGCUGGCGCGGCCGCGCACGGAGGUGAGCCUGAGCGCCUUUGCGCUGCUCUUCUCAGAGUUGGUGCAGCACUGCCAGAGCCGCGUCUUCUCCGUGGCGGAGCUGCAGGCACGCCUGGCCGCACUGGGCCGCCAGGUGGGCGCUCGCGUUCUGGAUGCGCUGGUGGCUCGCGAAAAAGGUGCUCGGCGCGAGACCAAGGUGCUGGGCGCCCUGCUCUUCGUAAAGGGCGCUGUGUGGAAGGCACUCUUUGGCAAGGAGGCUGACAAGCUGGAGCAGGCCAAUGACGAUGCGCGAACCUUCUACAUAAUCGAGCGGGAACCACUCAUCAACACCUACAUUUCGGUACCCAAGGAAAACAGCACACUCAACUGUGCCAGCUUCACGGCGGGCAUUGUGGAGGCAGUGCUCACACACAGCGGCUUCCCCGCCAAGGUCACGGCGCAUUGGCACAAGGGCACCACACUCAUGAUCAAAUUCGAGGAGGCUGUCAUCGCUCGAGACCGGGCACUGGAGGGCCGUUGAUCCCAUCGGAGAUAAAGGAUGAGAGAACCCCUUU
Molecule: messenger RNA, 817 nt
Organism: Hipposideros armiger (great roundleaf bat)
Lineage: Eukaryota; Metazoa; Chordata; Mammalia; Chiroptera; Hipposideridae
Gene: TRAPPC5
Product: trafficking protein particle complex subunit 5
Exons: 2
Coding region: 217-783 (188 amino acids)
Biological process (GO): endoplasmic reticulum to Golgi vesicle-mediated transport
Cellular component (GO): TRAPPIII protein complex; TRAPPII protein complex; TRAPPI protein complex
Source: RefSeq, a predicted model, not a curated record